Messenger RNA from Labeo rohita (rohu), 936 nucleotides. RefSeq names its product microfibril associated protein 5 (gene mfap5). The record is from RefSeq and is a predicted model, not a curated record. The coding region runs from base 140 to 511 and encodes 123 amino acids. Gene Ontology annotation, biological process: embryonic eye morphogenesis. Gene Ontology annotation, cellular component: microfibril. The transcript is spliced from 7 exons. NCBI's taxonomy places the organism in Eukaryota, Metazoa, Chordata, Actinopteri, Cypriniformes, Cyprinidae.
CAGGCGGAGGGAUGAUGAGGGGAGGGAAGAGAAAGGGAGGGGAAAAGUAAAAGCCAAAGGAUUCAGAAAAACACAAGGAGCAGCAGAGGAUUGGAAAAUUGCCCUGAGCUGUGAUCGGACCCUGUGAACACCCGGAAAGAUGGGCAGCUAUCCAGUCUCUGUGCUGUUAUGCUGUUGUUUUGUUGUACUUGUUACUGUCCAGGCACAACAACCUGAAACAGAUACCACUGUUUUGCCACCACCAGAGUGCAGAGAGGAAACAUACCCCUGCACCAGGAUGUACUCUGUUCAUCAACCACUAAAGAGAUGCAUCAAAUCAUUCUGUCUCUACAGUCUGCCAAGAGUCUAUGUGAUCAACAAAGAAAUCUGUGUGAGAACCGUGUGCCAGCAAGAUGAGAUCCUGAUGGCUGAACUCUGUAGAGAGAGAUCAGGUUGGCCAAAACGCCAAAAGAGGACAACUACGAAACGCUGUCUUCGUGGCAACCCAAAAACCUGGGCAAACAGGGUCUAAACUCAGAUGGAUGACCAAGGCAGAGAAAAACAAAGGAGAGUUCUUGAUUCAAACAAAUGCAUCUAUAAAUGUCGAAUCUAAAAAUGUCAACUUGUUACAUUCCUAAAACAAACCCAAGCUGUGUUCCAGUGACCUUCACAAACAUUACUGUCCAUAAUCUCUUUACAUCACUUUUUAUCAUUUUUAAUGCUUGUGCUUGGAACUGAAAUAAGCUUGUUUGAUGGUCUAAAUGUUUUUAAAGACUCUAUUUUAAUAGGAUCACAAAGGCCAUGACAACACAUAGCUCUGGUGCUAAAUGUUAAAGUAGCCUCUAUAACCACUAUUUGCUUCAUAUUCUUCUAUUAUACUGUAUCUGUCCACACCAAUCACUGUAAAAGACAAAAUGCACAAUAGCAAAUAAAAAUGUUUAUAUUUUCACUCUCAAA